AUAAAGUUCUUUAAGUUUUUGUUUUGUUGUUACUACUAAGUGGCAAUUGCCCCAACUCAAUUAAACUAAAGUACUCAAAUAAAAUAUAAUAUUACGUAUUUAUUUUAUUUAAUUAGAAAAAAAAAAACAAUAAUGUCGUCAACAUUACCGCCAAACAAUAUAUUACAGAAAGUAUUGGAUAUCCCCAGUGUACUUUCUCACUUGUUGGAAACUAAUAUUAUAGGUAGGUUGCACUAUUAAUUAUUCUACUAAAAAUUAUUAACUAUACAUUAUUAAUGUGCGUAUUUAACAUUGAAAUAGAUAUUAGCAAUUGCAAAAUUUUGGGGCAGGAACAAAAUGGAGAAUUUAUCCUUUGUUGGAACUUGAAAGGACAAGAAGGUUCUUGUACAAUAGUAGCACUAUUUUUUUACACUAUAAAAAAAAUACAGGUGAGUAAAAUUUUAAUUUAAUGUUUUAACCAAUUGCUCAAAUUUACUACCUACCUACAUCAAUGAAUUUAUUUGUUAUGUAAUGUACUAAAAUAUCAAUAUUUCUUGAUAUAAAAUAAGGAACAAGUUUACUUUAUUGGACAGUUUUUUUUUUAAAUUUAUUUCUGUUUAUUUCUGAGAAAACGUAUUUUUCUACAGUGAUUCUGAUAAUAUUUGAAUUUUUUUGUGGAAAACAUUUAAGAAGUUAUAACAAAAAAGACAAUGUUUAUUAAGCUGAAGAUGAUAGUGCAAUCAGAAUUUUUCAGAAACUAUUAUUUUUGAAAUCAUUGUGAUUUGAAUAUUGUACAUCAGCGGAACAAUUGCAGAUGUAACGUUGCACAGCCACUUCAAACUCAAGGGGGGGGGGGCAGUUGACUAACGAGUUUCACCCACAUAUCCAAAUUACUACUAUUACAAUGAUGAUUGAUGAUAGUGUUCUAAACGUGAACUUAAACCUUGCUACAGACCAGGUUCAUGUCUAACUUGUAAAAUCAUCAACUUUAAAUGUCUAUCAAUUCUUUUAAUAAUGGUUUUGAAAAAAAAAAAAUCAAAAUAUAGCUGGUAAAGUAGAAUUAUACUUAAAAUAGUUUUUUUUUAACUUUACAGGUUUUAAUGAAGUUCAGACGUUUAGUAAAUAUUGUUCAAGCAUCUAUUAACUACAAAAAUUCCAUUCUUGGUAAUAUUAGUAAUAUUAUCAUUUUUUAUAAUUUGAUACCUACUCAUAGAUUCAAAUCUAACAAAUUUUAAAAUUCUUCUAGGCUAUGUUACUAAAGAAGCAUUUGAAGACUGUAUGGAAUACUAUCGUGUUUUUGUUGUUCAUCUUAGUAAACCUAAUUUAGAUCCUGUCGAUUUGAAUAUUAACAACCGCCAUCAAACAAUGAUUCAGUUUUUAUAUAGAAAACGUAAACAGCCAGAUAAUGAUCGCUUUUUAGUAUUUAUUCAUGAAACUUGUAAGUUAUUUUAUAAAAACAAAUUUUGUACUUAAGUUAAUAUUAAAACAAAAUUUUUACCUAACAUUUGCAAAACAACUUCUAUUUAGCUAUAACACUUUAUCAAGUGGAGGAAACCACUGCUGAUAAUGUAAAGGUGAAUCAUUUUUAUAACCGCAUGCUCAAAAGUGUUUUUUUAUUUUAUUCUUUAGUUAUUAAUCAUUAUUAUAAUACAUUACUUUACUAAACCUAUACAAUUUAUUUUUAGACCUGUUUGGAUAUAAAAAAGCAAGAGAAUGUUGUUAAUCAGUUUUCAUGGGCUCAAUGGGAACCACAGUACCAAUGUUUAUUUUAUAUUCAUUAUUCAAAUAUCGCUAACAGUAACACAGAUGAAGCUAGUCUUUCUGCUUUACAAUUUCACGAUGAACCUCAGCAUGAAACAGUGGUAUUUAUUUUUUAUUUGUUAAAUUUCGCAACAUGUUUUGCUUUUAAUAUGUUUAGCAACAUUGAACAAAAAUUGUUAAAUAAUGUUUCAGUUGAAUGUUCCAUUAAAUUUACCAAAUAGAAAAAGAACAGCAGAAAACCUUUUGAAUGGUUAUUUCGAUAUUCCUGUACCAUUAUGUGUUCAUGACAGUAUGCUAGAUGUCCGCGUAUUAUCGGAUGCACGUGGUUUUGUUGCUGUUUGUCAUUAUUAUUUAUAUCAAGUAUGUAUUAUAUCAAAAUAGUCAUAAGUUCAAAUAGAGUUAAUCACCAACUCUUUAAUUUUGUUAUAUCUUAUAUUUCUUGUUUUGAAAUUAUUUUUUUAUUUGAUAAUGUUACUUCAUAUUAUAAGCAUCACUAGAUAAAAUUUUCAAAAUUGAUGAAUAGUUCAUGAAUUACUAUAUAGUAUACAUGUAUGCAUAAAAAAUGUAUACAUAAAAAUAAAAAUAAUAAAUCAAAAAAUGAAUGUGUAGCCUGGAGUAUUAUGAUAAGUGUAUUAUACGACUGGUUUCGAAUUAAAAAUUCAUCAUUAGGUAUAUCGCUGUCAAAAUGUAAUCUGCGACUGAAUAUAAAAAAUUAAUUCAAGGAAUACAUAGAAAAAGAAUUAUACAAGUUGGUCGUUUUACAUAGAAAUAAUUUUUUAUAAUAAUAAAUUAUAAUUUAUAUUUAUAUUUACAUUUUUAUUUAGAAUUGGUAUAAUAUUUUUUAAAUUCAAAGCUAGUCGUAUAAUACACUUAUAAUAUUCCAGGAAACACAUUCAUUUUUUUAUUUUUUUUUUUAUUUUUAUGUAUACAUUUAUUUACAAGUAUUAAGCAUUUUAAUAAUUUUGUUUUACUUUAUUAUUUUAUUAAGUAUAUAUAUAUUUUUUAUAAAUAUGUACAAAAGGAAAAACCAUUCAAUUUUUUAUUAUCAGAAAAGAAUAAAGAAUAUUUGUAAUAAUGCAUCUAUUCUCUUUAAUUGAAAAACAAAUUUCUAAAUAAAUACAUGGUUUGACUUAUUGUGAAUUACUUUAGACAACAUAAUAAACAUAUUGUUAAUUUUAGGGUGUUAGUGCUCCAUUGGCCACUGAUCAUUUGAGAACUGUAUAUUUGGCUUUUUCUGUUACUCUUCUUCACCAUGGCAGUGUAGUUCAUUGUAAUAUAGCCAAUGUACCCAUAACUCGUGCCUAUGAAUCUCGUCCAAUAUUCACUAUGCAAGGAGGUAGCUUUAAGUUAAUUUUAAUAGAGUUGAUCAUAUGUAUUUUUUUUUUUUUUUUUGUGAAUAAUUAGUUGCACAAUUAUUUUCAAUGUUGCAUGAGCAAAUUUUAAUUUUGAAAUUGAAAUAUUUUGCAUGGUGUGUUGAGUAAUUUACAGAAUCAUAUUCAUGAUAAUCAUAAGGGGAAUAACAAAGUUAAACUAUUUUUUAAUUAGUACAAUAUUUAUUUAAUUUAUUCUUUAAAAGCUAAUCAGUUCCUCUAAACAAGUUCAUUUGGGCCUAUAGCAAGAAUAAAAAUAAAUAGAAUUUACAAAAGAAUUAGGUAUAUCUAAAAGAUUUGUUUCACAAUUUAUUGUCAGAAAAUAUUUAAAUAUGUAUUAAGAUAAACAAAAGUUAUUAAUUAUUUAUGUCAUAUAAAUUAUGUAAAAAAAAAAAUUAGCAUCAAGUAUCUAUAAAUUGUCAAGGGUGUCAGUAUGUCACAGUUUACUGCUAAUACAAGUGUAAAUAGUAUAUGAUUUUUUGACAAUGAUAAUCAUGGAUAGAUAUGCAAUGGAUAAAUACAAAUAAUUGUUAUUAUUAUUAUUUUAAGUGGAUAAGUGAGCUCAAACAUAAGAUAAUACGUGUAUGAUUAAGAAUAUAGAUGAAAGUUGAUUACAUAUAAGGUAUCCAUGAAGACAGUUAAGCGUGAUUUAAUUUAACUCCUCCUUAACUAGUAUAUUUAUUUAACACUUAAUUACAUUCACAUGUGUACUCUGUACACCAGUAUUUCUAUUUAUUUUAGGAUACAACAUUGGUUUCUGUGUAAACCAAAUUGAUGUAUAAAAUACACCGCACAUGUAAUUAUUGAAAAAAAUAAUUGCGCGUGUAGUUUGGACUAAAAAAAAAAAAAAGUAAUGACGAUUUGAUCACACUGUCUAUUAAGUCUUUGAUCUCCAUUUUUGUUUGUGUACCCAUACUUUCAUUAGAGUACAGCAUUUCUACCAUAUAAUUAAAAUUUCUCAUCAGUACAGUUUGGUCCAAUUUUUCGAAUUUUUGCAAACCUGAAUUCAGUUCCACUCUGAUUAUGCUCACAUUUGAGCUAAUUUUGUAUGCCAAUGCAAGCAUAACAAAGAGUUAAGCUCUCACAUCACGGAUAGCGUGAAAGUGUGCAUUGUGAAUUGGCAACAAUCUCAUCAAAAUGACAAUGGGUUGGACUAGUGUUUCUCAUAAUAUUGUUGGCAUGCAUAGUCCUUGAUAUUUUUGACUGGAAUAUAGCACAAGGAGUGAAGUGUUUGCGGAAAGAUCUUGUGUCUAGUAUAUACACUCACUCCAGAAAUAUCUGAUCCAAGAGUUUAUUAAGACUACCUGUAGUGGAUAUGCUAACUUAUGAUGUUAAUGAUGAAUAUAUUAGUCAAGCAUGUUGAUAUUUUGAUCCCUGUAUAAAAGAAGAUGUUAUAAAAUUUCUAAAAUUAUUUAAUAUGCAAGUAACAUAAUAUAUUUUAAGUGCUAUAGCCAGUUAUAACUAGUCACAGACAAUAUUUUUAAUGAUUUACCUGUAAAAUGUAAUUAUAUAGUUAAUUUUUUUAAUAUCUAGUAAGAGCAUUGACUAUCAAUACCUUUAUAAAGAUACAUAAUUUUUAUAAAAUUUAAAUCCAAGUAUGGUACUAAAGCAGUAAUGGGGGCACAUAACCACUGUUUUAGCUUGACUAUUAAAAAACACAAGUUGCAAAAACUUUUUUUUUUUUUAAUAAAAAUAUUUUCAAUUAUGCCAUUAGGAGGCAUUUGACGAAGAAAUAUAAUGGUCAGUUCUAAGUUGAUUAUAAGUUAUAAUCAUCAGUUUUUCUUUUAAAUUUUGUAUUCAUUAAAAAUAUAAAUAUAUUUUAAUUCAUAUUAAAAGUUAUAUCCACUGGUCUCACUAUAGUAGUCAUUCUUAUGUCAAAGAUUACGGAGUCACACAAGGUACUUCACUACUUCAUUCUUAAUUGUUAAUAUAUAAUGCUAAUUAAAGUCUAGGGUAAUUGGAAAAAAUUAAAACAAAAAAUUUGAAAAUCAAUGAUUGAAUGGAAAAAAUCACUUUACACAAGUAAAUCAGUACGCACACCAAUAGUCACAAGCCAAUACAGCUUUCAGAUGAACAUACCUAUAAUACAUAAAUGUAACAUUAAUAUGAUCAGUUACAACUAUAAACUAAUUAAAAUGGUAUUAUCAUUUAAAUAUUUAGGAAUAACAAUAGAUUUUGCACUGAAAUGGUUAGAUCAUAUACAGAUUAUUAAAAAUUAAAUGAGAAGUUUUAAUAAAACUAAAUAACUAAUCUCAUGGAGCACAAAAAAGGGAUGAGUAAUCAUAAUCAAAUUAUUUGUGUAUUUAUGUAUUAAACAAAAUACCUGGGGGAGUAGUGAGACAUCAAAAAUUGAAAGUUCAACAAAUAAGGUCCACUCUAAAAGCAGAUUGUACAUUUUUGGAUCUAUACAUAAAAAUGUUGAUUUUGUUAACUUUCUAUGCAUAUUAGGAAUUAAUAUUCAUAAUUACUUAGUAUUGUAUCAGUAUUCUAUAAUAUUAUUAAUGAUUUUAAUAGUAUAAUUAACUGGUACUUUGUAAAAUAAUUUAAUAUACUGUUGUAUUUAGUUUUGGUUCUUAUAAUUAGUGUGCAACUAUACCGUAUUGAGUAGUAUUAUGAAAUAUCCAAUGUAAUUUUAUUGCUACUUUUGAUAUUAUUUGUCAUCUACAUCAAUUAUUAAGUAGAGAUGUGUAAAAGGCUUACUAUUCUUUCAAUACCUGUGCUAAUAUAAAAUUAUUUUAUCUUCCUUCUGAAAAAAUGUCUUAAAUUUACUUCUGGUAAAAAUUUGUAUUUUGUUUCGCUUAUUAUUUUAAGUCAUUUAUUGAAAUCUGUUUGAAAGUUUUUGAUUUUAUUAAAUAUUUAUCUAUUAUUGCUGUUUUUAAUACUUUUUUCUUUUAGUAUUAUUUAUUUAUGAUAGUAACCAUUGUAUAAGAUACUAAAUAUUAGUUAACAUAUCCUGUUGUAUAUAAUUAUUUUUAUACUAACUCGAAGGAAUUUAAAAUUAGCUAUGAUUAUUUUGAAGGAAUAAAAUAUAUGUAAUAUAUUUUUAUUUAAAUGUAAUAUUAAAAAUACAAAGGUUGGAUUAACUAUUACUAGUUGACAAUUUGACUUGAGAAACUAAAUUUUUGUUUUUUAAGGUUACUUAGGUCUACUAAGGUUCAUAAGUUUUUUAUAAUAUAAAUAUAAAUCCUAAGCAACUUUAAAGAAUUUUUAUUUUUUUUCGUGAAAAUAUUUUUAAAAAAAAUUUGAUUAAAAUUUAAAAUUCAACAGUGAAAGCUAAAUUAAUUUUUAAUUUAUACCUGUCUGACACAUUUAGCCAUUGAAAGAAUUAAUAUUAUAUAUUAGCAUGCUUACUGAAUGAAUAUAUAUGUCUACUAUUUUUUUAAUCAUUUAGUUAAUUUGAAACAAAUUUUUUUUUAUUGUAGAUCAGCAUUUGUUGGUUCAUUUUCCAAAUAUGUGUACCUUACUUUUGGACGUAGGCCCUGACCAUGAACCCAAUUGCCACAUUGUUAUACCCUGUGUGGAUGAAAACAGAAGUUGGAAAAGCACCAUUGCUACAACAAUUGGGUCUGCGGGUACAGUGGUUGAUUUGUCCACGAUGGCUGUGUACGAAAUAAAAGUUACUAAACGUCAUUUAAUAGAUGCAUUUAAAAGACCAGACGCCUUGCAUGUGAAUCAACAAGCCAUAUUGCACUAUUUCAUUGUACACAGGAGAGAUAUGGAUGUCGUUAAUCAAGUAAUUUUAUUUAAUAUUAUUAUUAUUAUUAUUAUUAAUUAAUAACAUGAGAAGCAUAAUGGUUUUUUUAAAUUUUGUAUAGCUUUUAAAUUCAGUUGUGGACAAUGGUUUGAAUAUAAACUGUUCAAAGUUGCUACAAGAAAUAUUAGUUGGAAGCGCUUUUGCUCAAGUUAAGCGCAAUUUAUUGUCUGAUGCUGUUAGCCUUGCAAGAUAUUUACCUAUUACAAUAUCUAAACAUAAUAUACCAAUAGAAGUUAAGGUAGUUAAUUUUUUAUAAACAUAAAUGUUAAAUUUAAUAACAAUUAUUGUUAUAAUUAUCUUUCAUAGUAUUUAGUGUUAAUAAUUAUUUUUAUGUUUUAAAAUUGUGAUAAACUUUUUAUAUAGGUGAAUGGUUAUACACUUACACUGUCUCAAGAAACACUAGAAAAUCCUAGGGUCAUGUUAUUGUCUCCACGACAAAGACUAAUACCAUUUCGUGAUGACCUGUGGACAAGAUUAUGGGAACUUUUACCUGGUGGAUCUUUUGCAGAAGAUAAUGCUUCUUCAAGACCUGAAAUGCCUCGUUUUCUGAAUAUAAAUGUUGCUGUUAAACUCAAUGUUUCAUUAGUGUGUUACCAGGUAAAGGAUAUUUUUAUUAGUUGUGAAAUUUACCUAUCUUGUAAAUUAUGUGCAGCCUGAAGUUCUUUCUCGGUGCAGUACUCCUUUGUCGCCUGGAGGAUCAAUGUUAGCCAACAGUAUUGCUAACAUUGCCAUAUCUGAUCUGUCACACUCGUUACAAACUUCUUCAGUGCAAUUGCCUUUUGUGGACCUUGAUGCUUCAGCAGCAAGUAAACAAGAGCAUGUCAUCUCAGUUGUAAGUUAAAUUAUUUAAUAAUAAUGUUAACCCUUAAUAUUUUAUGAUUAAAAAUAUUUAAAUUUUAAUUGAUGUCUUUCUACAGAACCUGAGAGAACUUAGCAUGCAUUUGUUAAAACAAAGUUCGUUGUAUUCCAACAAAUUGCGUAGCCGAUACAUGUCUGAACCCAAUGCGAUGCAUGUGCAUGCUGUGGCCACUAAGUAUGCAUCGUCACAGUUGGAAAUAUCUAGAUCACUAUGUGCUCAUCUAACUCUAGCUGCUGGUGUAGAUGUUAGACUUCACAAACAUAUUGGUUUCCAGUUGAUGUAUGUUAAUAUUAUUAUAGUUGUACAUUGUUAGUGUAACUAUUUGAUAAUGUGAUUGAUUUUAUAAUGGGUUCAAUUUAUUAUAAGUAUCCUGUAAAACCAAUGGCACUAUUAUGUACUUACAAUUUUUGUAAACUACAAUUUAUUAUACUUUUUUUAAAUUUCAGUGAUAAUAUUGAAGACGACCAACGUCGAUCUCUGUUAAUGGUGUUGCAGAGAUUUGCUCAUGCUACAGACACAUUAGCUUUCCCGUUACCUCAAGGUUUUCCAUCAUUCAUCACAUUCCUCGGUUAUAGAGUCAUGUCACCCACCAUGUUUAAUCAGUUUAUUCGGUGCAACACAUUUUCGCUCAAUGUAGAUGUCAUGAAGAAAAUUCUUGUCGGUAUGCAAAUUUGUUUCUUUUUGUUAAUUAUCAUAGGAAAACGUUAAAUUCUAGAAUGUUAAUUUUUCAAUCUGUUAUUAUCAAAAGCACAUUUCUCAUUUGUAGUUUAAAAGUCGAAAAUUAUUGAGUGGAACCAUUAACCUAUUGAAUAAUUAUCAGAAGUAGUUGCCUACUAAGUAAACUAUUCAGUAUUUAUUGUUUUUUUUAUUUAUAAAAAAAAAUAUAUUAAAGAAAAUUCAAUGGGUUAUGUUACAAAUUGACAUAUAUGUAUUGUAUGGAAAAGGUUAAAUUAUAAUAUUACUUUCUUGAUUUUUUUUAUAUAAUAUUACCCAGACUUAAUAGUAACACAAUUAAUCAGUAAUAAAAAAAAAAAAAAAAAUGGAAUAAUCAGAGGAGUUCAAAUAAAUAAAAACUAAAUUUCUGAUUGGUGACAAUAAUUAUUAUUUGGUAAAGUCCUAAAAAUCAUUAUUAAAUAGUAAAUAUUUUUAAUAGACAUAGUAGACAAUAAAGAAGGAGUGUUGAAAAAAAUAGAUCUGAUACAAAGUUUACCGCAUUCAAGAGCUAAACGGUUGAUGAAUCAAUGGUCUCACCCUGUGUCUGUAAUGUUGAGAGCCAGAGAACAUGCCGCUGAGAUAUUAGGUGGUAUGUCUAUUAGAACUUCCAAUUACCGCCGAAAUGUUAAAUAUCGAACAAAUUCUGGUUAGUGUUAUACUCUGGUCAACCUUGUUUUAUUUAGUAAUUUUAAAUAUUAUAUUUUACAGGUGUAACAUCAGCUUUUCCGUCUAAACUUCGUAUGUCGCCACUUGAAACAUUUCUAGAGCUCUUAACUGCUAAAGGCAAGUAUACUUCCUAUUUACUUACUAAUUUUUCAAAUGUUAAAAUACCUGAACAAUAGGUAUCAUAAAGAUUAACUUGUUUAAAAAUAUAAUUUCAUACAAAAAUGUUUAAAUAUUGCAUUUAAGAUAAAAUAAAAUAAAUAUUUUACAAAUGUCCAUUUAAACUUAAAGUAUGAAUAUAUUUCAAAUAAUUGAUUGUACUUUUUUUUUUUGUUUCAGCUAUGUUAGCUGAUAUUGAUUACAAUCUUCUUGUUGAUGCUACUGUGGCAUCCACCAAAGAAAAUAUGUUCAAUUAAAAACUGAAUUAUUAAAUUUAUAUUCUGUGGUAUUUAAAAUUAUUAAGACAAACAUUUUUACAAUUGUUGUGUAUAUAUUAUAAUAAUAUAAAACCAGUCAAAUUUAAUUAUGUAAAUAAUUAAUAACAAAUCCAUAAAAAAAACUAAUACUAAUAAAGUAGUAUUUGUAUUUAUAAAGUAUAAGAUUUAUAAGAAGAAGUCCAACCAGUCGUAGUAGUCCAUUGUGGUAACUUAUUUAAAAAUGUCUUCAAUUGAGGUGUAUAUUGAUGUGGACCAUGCAUUCGAUGUCCAGAUAAUCCCACUUCAAUUUGGGGACCUAUAUGAUUUUCAGGAACCUAAAUAAAAAUUUAGUAUAUUGU
Cinara cedri is the source of this 9875-nucleotide messenger RNA. The record is from the annotation of a GenBank genome assembly. Lineage: Eukaryota; Metazoa; Arthropoda; Insecta; Hemiptera; Aphididae.